Molecule: messenger RNA, 1143 nt
Organism: Botrytis sinoallii
Lineage: Eukaryota; Fungi; Ascomycota; Leotiomycetes; Helotiales; Sclerotiniaceae
Exons: 1
Coding region: 1-1143 (380 amino acids)
Source: RefSeq, a predicted model, not a curated record
AUGAAGUACGAAACCGCAACCAUUUUGAUCGCCGUUCUCGGCCUGGUAUCUGCUGCUCCCAUUGCAGAACCAAAGAAUACAUUCACUCUUCCAUCCAUACCAAAGCGAAUGCUAAGAGGACGUGAGGUUCCUCAAGAACAUUCCCACAAUCGAUUCCUCGAUGGUGUUCGUGUCAAUCUAAACAUCAACAAUCCAAACAAGAUCCAAGAUCCAGUCUUUGGUCUUUUGGGUAAUGCUGCAGCCAUGAAAGGAGCUGGAACAAUUACCAAUCCCGAUUGUCUUCACCAAGCUACCGCUGAUCAAGCUUUCACCAAUGCAAAGGCGGCUAAUAAUGUCACCGGUAUGGCUGAUGCAUUAAUGUAUGCAGCACUUGAAAGAAAUACAGCAUCAGUUGGUGUUGCAUCUGUCAUUUGCAACGAAACUGCCGUCAAUCCCGAGAUUCAAGCCGUUCAACAACAUCAAGAUCCAGCCUCACCAAACGCUGCCGCUACCAAUAAAGCUAUUGUUCUUUCACUCGCUAAACAACUUGCUUCCAUUGGGGCAGAUCCUCAAGAAGCUCUUCUUUCGGGUACAUUCGCACCAGGAACUAUCGGCGAUCCAACUGCUGCUGGCAAUACUUGUGACGACGAAGCCGAUUCAUCUGGUUGUAUCUUCACAAAAAAUCUUAUCGUUAACGAUGCCACUGCCGAUGAAAUCACCGCAGCUGUCGCAGGAGUUUCGGCAAAUUCAACUUCUACCGCUACUAUCAGUUCUAUCUCCUCGAGUAACUCAACUUCAAACUCUACAGGUAGCGAAUGUGCUGCCGCAGUAACAAGUACAAUUACCGCCGUCGCCGCUGCAGCAUCUACUGGAACCAGUGCCACAGGAACAAAUGUUCAAACUUUCACCGGAACACUAGGUGGAGCACCUCCCCCAGUUGUUUCCUCUGCAGGCGAUCGUCCUUUCUCGGUUAACGGAGAUUCAUUUGUGGGUGAAGGAGCAGCACUUCAAAGAAGUUGUAGCGUACAACAUAAUGCCUGUGCGAGUGCUGCUAAUAGUGGAAGUAUCGCGGGUGGAGUGGCACAAUGUGAAACGCAAGAGACGGCUUGUAAUGCUGCAUCCGGAGUGUCGAAGAAAAUAAGACGACAGGCUAUGAUGUUUUAG